Molecule: messenger RNA, 3912 nt
Organism: Spizellomyces punctatus DAOM BR117
Lineage: Eukaryota; Fungi; Chytridiomycota; Chytridiomycetes; Spizellomycetales; Spizellomycetaceae
Exons: 23
Coding region: 220-3870 (1216 amino acids)
Molecular function (GO): ATP-dependent chromatin remodeler activity; ATP binding; DNA translocase activity
Source: RefSeq, a predicted model, not a curated record
CAAAGGGCUAGUAGGAUUUCUCUCGUGGUGGUGGGCGCUAGUUACCCGGUUGACCAACUGUUAUGUCCCACAUGUGUAAUUAGGCCUAGUGAUAGUUUGUUACUUGUAAGGAGUUAGCUAGUUGGCUUUUCCGGGCUGGUUGUCGCCAGUCCAGUGGUUCAAUCCACAUUGGUGUAUGGGUUGUGAUAUUAGUUCUUGCCAAUACACUAAAAAGUCCACAUGAAGUCGUUCAUGUCCAAAGCGGGAGCGCUAGAAGCAAUUCCUUCACCCAACUCGUCCUUCCCAUGCCAGCAAGCGCUCUCCAUACAGAAUGUUGGCGGGGUGGUUGUUUCAAAAGCCUCUAUGUUUGAGCAGGAACCUGGCAAUGAGGAAAACUUUCCUUCCACGCGAGCAAGAGACCAUGGCGAGAUAAACCGUGCGCUUGAGAAAACACACAAAGAGAAGCGGCACGACUAUGGGGAUGUUCCAGUGCUUCAGGCUGAGAUAGAGGAGGAACUGAAGAAUGCGAGACAGUUAGAGCAUGACGGGUUCUACGGGAAGGCUCUGAAAACAUGCCAAGGGCUUCUGGUGAAGGACCCCCAGUUGGGAGACUUGACUAUGAUUGAGAGAAUACGGAACCUCGAGCGAAAGGUGGAAUUAGUCAAAGAAAACAACGGAUGGUAUCCAAACGCGAAGACGGGGUUCCAUGAGCUACCAGUCGCUACGUCAACUAAUUGCCCUCGGGACAUUUCUGCAGGCGGUUACAAGUUACCCUCGGCAUUGUACGAACGCCUGUUUUCACAUCAACGAGAUGGUGUUAAAUGGAUGUGGAAGCUUUAUGGGAACGAGCAGAUGGGUGGUAUACUCGGUGACGACAUGGGAAUGGGGAAAACAAUCCAGGUCAUCUCGUUCCUAGUUGGAUUAUUUGCGUCAGGAAUGGCUCGCCAUAUUUUGAUCGCAAUCUCACAUCUACCUUCGUUGGUUAUCAAUAGGUUUCCAACCAUGCGAGUGAAAGUAUAUCACGGAUCACUGAGCACGAUUGAGAAAGACUUGCGUGUUGUUUUAGACAAGGGUGGAGUUCUCUUAACAACAUAUGAUAAAAUUCGUUUGAAUUCCGGAAAGUUGUGUGGCGGGCCACAGCACGCAUGGGACUAUAUUAUCUUAGAUGAAGGGCACUACAUCAAGAAUCAAAGCUCACAGAAGGCUAAAGCCGUGCGUCAAAUUCCCGCAAAGCACAGACUCUUGCUUUCUGGGACCCCGAUUCAGAAUAAUAUGGAAGAGCUGUGGUCCCUAUUUGACUACGUUUGCAAUGGAAACCUACUUUCGAGCAAGCGCAAUUUUAUGAAGCAUUUUGGCAAUCAUAUCAAAAAAGGCGAAGCACGCGACGCAACCCCCGAGGAAAAGCAGGUGGCGAACCAAAUUGCCGAAGCCCUUCGCAAUCUUAUUGCACCCUACUUCAUCCGCCGCGAAAAGUCGCUGCUGCACCAUCAAAUCGCGCAACCGGAGAACACAGCCGUUGAAACGCCUGGAUUGGCACCCGAUGUUAAAGUAUUGGGAGAGAAAAAGGAAUUAGCAGUCUGGGUGGCAAUGACGGAGGUGCAGAUCGCAUUGUACCAGGCCUUCCUGACUAACCUUAACAUGUACGAGAUUUUGAAUCGCUCACGAUCGCCACUUAGUGCUCUUGGAGUGCUGAAGAAGAUCUGCGAUCAUCCCGCUUUGAUGUCGCAUUCUUUGCAAGACUGCGAAGCUUUGAACCUAGACGCAAUCGCGGCUCCCGAAAGCGACUUUCGAGAACUCUUGGCCCAAAGUGCCAAAUUGCGCGUCACCGUUGAACUCGUGGAACAUCUUCGACAAGAGGGACACCGUAUGUUGCUAGUAGCUUCCAGUAGAAGAAUGCUAGACAUUGUGGAGAACUGCAUCGCUGCUUUGGGCAUCACACAUACGAGGAUUGAUGGAACCAUUACAGACCGCAAGGAGCGACAACGUCGGAUUAAUACCUUUAAUAGAGAUCCGAAUUACAGUUGCUUUCUCCUUACGACACAGGUCGCUAUUGGCAUCACGUUGACUGGGGCGGAUAGAGUUAUCAUGUAUGAUCCCUCUUGGAAUCCCAAACGCGAUGCACAAGCUGUAGAUCGGGCUUAUCGUGUUGGCCAAGAUAAGGAUGUGAUUGUUUAUCGGAUUUUGACGUGUGGAACGAUGGAGGAGAAGGUCUAUCGUAAUCAAGUGCGGAAGGACUAUCUGGCAAAGAUCGCGAUGGAAAAGGGAAGCCAAACACGAUAUUUCACCCAAUCAGAACUGAAGGACUUGUUCACAUUGGACGAUCCAACGUUUUCGCAAACGCAGAGAUAUCUGUCUCGUCGACAUCCAGUCGCCAUGGGAGGCACUGACGAGUUUGAACAUCACGUGGCACGGAUCGAGCAGUUUGAUGCUGUCCGAGGUACCAGCCGACAUGACCAAUUAUAUACAAUGAGCGAAGAACUGCAGGAUGGGGAGCAUCUUGGUGGCGCAAAACAAAUGGUAGAGGAAGCCUUGAGGCAAUUUGAAGAUGAGCAUGUUGUGUCAGACCGAUAUCCAAGCACCCCUGGCAGAGCGAUACGGCUACGACCAAAUGUAAAUAAUGAAAGUGAUAUGGCGCUCGGUUCACGAACUUCGCCACGCGUACAAGGGAGAGGAAAUCGGCAGUCUCCACAAAGAAUACCGUUUGCUGAAGCCACCAAUAUGCGUAUGGUGAAAGGCGAUGGAGCCUGUGGGGAUAUGAUCGAGAAUGCACUUGAUUCUCCUUCCCCGUUAACACGCAGGGGUCGGAGGCGCAUACUGGAAGACGACGAAGAUGAGGAGGGAUCCAGCACCGGUGGUGCGGUCGAAGGAAUCGACAUGCUUUCGACACCUGAGCCAACGUCCCUGUCCCACGAGACGCACUUUGAUGGGGACUCGAAAGAGCUAGAUGCACCGGGGACAUCAUUAGCAAUGGGUCGCGACGAAGAUGAGCAAGGCUGCAGCCUAGAGGACGAACCUGCCGUCAGUGGCGUAUUUCCAACAACUGAUAGCGCCGUUGGUGGCCGUCUUGAGCAAGGUGGCCUUGCGGACAUCGAAGUCACCGAAUCACCUUCCCCGACUUUCCGGCGUAUACGACGACGGCAAAUCAUUGUAGAAGAGGAUGAGGAGGAUGAUACAGAGACGGGAAAUCGGGGUGGUACAAUGGAUGCAGAUCUCAUUGACAGUCUGCAGACCGCCAUGGAAAACCUCGACAUUCGUCAAUCCCGUUCACACACAGAUGAAGGCAACGCGUUUGAGCCAGCAGUUCAUGUGCAAAGCUCAAGAAACGAUGUUAAAUUCGAAAAGGAGGACUUUGAAGCUAGUCAUGGGCGCUUUUUUAGCGCAGUGGAGGACGAAAAGGAUAUGAUAUCUGAAGUGGCCGAAACAUUGGCCUUUCAAAAUGUCGAGGACGUUCAUGGGGACGAUGACAGGGUAUUGUUAAAUGACGGCGAAUAUGAUGAUAAUAUGGAUUCCCAACUACAUUCUGGGAGCUCGAACGUUAGCGCUGCCACGAAUGCUGAAGAGGAUUGGGGAACGAAUGCGCCAUCAUGCGAGUCUUACACAGAAGUCCAAAAUCCUAUACCUCACAAUUCAGAUGGAAAAGCGAUCAAAUUCAGCGUUUGUCCAAAUAGCCUGCAUACCUCGUCGCUUUUCAUCAUUCGCAACUGUCGAUGCCUACGUACUGACGACGAAAUGGACGAAUACGAUGAACUCCUUUUCGCGUAUCAACGACAUAUGAAAAAGCGCCAAUAUGAUGAAGCGCUUCAGGCUAUGAAGAAUGCUUUGGAAAUAUGUGAUGACGACGCUCGAUGUUUCUGGGCAGUUUUAGUUUUGGGCUCGAUGAUAUUUACUUAGACACUUAGCCUGUGACUUUUGGUUACCAUGUAGAAAUUUUCA